GCACUAGUGCAGAAUCCAGAAUGGAUGUCCUCUUUGUAGCCAUCCUUGCUGUGCCACUCAUCCUGGGACAAGAAUAUGAGGAUGAAGAAGGACUGGAAGAGGAUGACUAUUAUCAGGUGGUCUAUUAUUACACAGUCACCCCCAACUAUGAUGACUUUGGUGCAAACUUCACUGUUGAUUACUCUAUGUUUGAGUCAGAGAACAGGCUGAACAAGUGGGAUAAGGAGGUAAUGGAAGCAGUAGAGACUACCAUUAGUCGUGAAACAGACCCUGCAGACCAUCAGAAGCCUGUAACAGAGAAACCAGUGACAAUGGAACCACAGAGUCCAGAUCUGAACAAUGCUGUAUCCAGUCUGCAGAGUCCUGGUGCACUCCUUCUGUCCUGGGCCCUCGUUCAGGGGGGGAUGUAUUUCAUGUAGAAGGAGAGGGAACGCUGCUACGACUCAUUGGAUGGGGAUUUGGGAAGAGGAGAGUGGAAGAUUAAAUAAAUAAAUGAAGUAAUCUGGUUACUCUCUACUCCUUUAUGAGGGUCAGUUCUAAAGCUGCAACACUGAAGAGAGCACCAGGAUAUAAGUGUGUGAAGGGUAGAUUAGGAAGGGAGUUAGGCGACAGUAGAGUUAGAGGGAAUUAUUAGGGCUGUGAAAAAAUAAACCCUGAAAUUUUGGGAAGAAUGGAGAAAAACACCCACAAACAACAGGUUUAUUCACAGCCUAUAAUUCCCUCUAAUUCUACUGUUUUGCUUUAUCAUAUAUGGUGUUGAGACAGUAUAUCUGGAGAAAGAAAGUUGAAGUGGAACCCUUUUUAUAAAAUAAGCACAUUGUUAAACAUACGUAAAAUAUCAAAAACUACUUAGAAUAGAUUUUUAAAAUUCACACCCUCCUCCCCUUAUCUCCCCCCUCCAGCCCCUAACUAUGUACCUUUUCAGUUAGUAAUUAAGGCAUUCGAGGACAGACUGUUUUUUUCUUUUUAUAAAUUUAUUUAUUUA
This is a messenger RNA of Lagenorhynchus albirostris (white-beaked dolphin), 985 nucleotides long. It is a transcript of the gene C2H1orf54, whose product is annotated as chromosome 2 C1orf54 homolog. The coding region runs from base 21 to 419 and encodes 132 amino acids. Lineage: Eukaryota; Metazoa; Chordata; Mammalia; Artiodactyla; Delphinidae. The record is from RefSeq and is a predicted model, not a curated record. The transcript has 6 exons.